Molecule: messenger RNA, 528 nt
Organism: Ruditapes philippinarum (Manila clam)
Lineage: Eukaryota; Metazoa; Mollusca; Bivalvia; Venerida; Veneridae
Exons: 2
Coding region: 1-528 (175 amino acids)
Biological process (GO): DNA recombination; DNA integration
Molecular function (GO): DNA binding
Source: RefSeq, a predicted model, not a curated record
AUGAAACACCUUUUGGACCAGGGACUUGGCACAAAAACGAAACAAGCUGAUCCAGUAUCUAACGAAGACGAAGAGAAAUUGUGGGAAAAAGGUGUUUUCGGAAUGAAAAAUUCUAAAAGUUUGCAGUACACCGUCUUUUUCUACGCAUGUAAAUUAUUUGGGCUACGAGGAAGAGACGAACACCGAAAUCUUCAGUGUAACCAGUUUGAAAUUGGCGAAGACGACGGUGGACGAUUUAUAAGAUUUAUUGGUCGAGGCUCAAAAACAUACCAUGGUCAACGAUGUAUGGCGACUCAUUUGGAGACUUAUUUGAAUGCCCUUGGAAACGAUGGAGAUUUUUAUAGACGACCGCUGCCGUCAACACAGAGUGGAACUAUAAGAUACGGGUACCAGCCUGUUGGUAUAAAUACACUCAACAAAUUCAUGAAGGAAAUAGCUGAAAAGGGGUCAUUACAGGGAAGUUUUACUAAUCAUAGUGGAAAACGCACGUGUGCAACAACUAUGUAUACUACAGGAAUUGAUGAGUAG